UUCCAGAAGCCUCAGACCAAGGAGAAACAAGGCCAAAAUCCCUCGUCAGACGUUAAUUGUCGUCGCCUCACUGUCGGGAUCUCCCUCGUCCUGCUUUGUUCUUCGGAAUACACCCGUCUCGUCCUGCUUUGUUCCUCGGAAUACACCCGUCAUUCGUUGCAGACCCUCCAGUGGACGCCGCGGAAGUCCUCUCUGGAUCACUGGAACCCCGUCUCCGUCCGUCGUUGUGGAGACGGCUCGGAUCCGCUCAUCUUGCGAUAUCAUCGAACGACCCAAACAAUCACACAGCUAUACCACACCCAGGUUCAACGGGCGGUCGAAAUGGGGUUCGGUGAUUUUGACACGAUCUGUCAGAAGGCAGCGCUGCCGCUGUGCUCCCUCGUGGGCCCGGCCUCCUCGAUAUCAGGCGCAACCGGCAUCAUUCCCAAUUGCUAUGCGCGAAACAUCGAACUGGCCAACACAAUCAUCUUCGAAGGCGCCGCGUCCUUCGUCCAUAUCAUAGCGCUGGCAAUGACAGUCAUUAUGAUCCUACACAUCAGGUCCAAGUUCACCGCGGUCGGUCGCAAGGAGAUCAUCACCUUCUUUUACAUCUAUAUGCUCCUAACAAUGUGUUCCCUGGUCAUCGAUGCCGGUGUGGUUCCGCCCAGGAGCGGCCCGUUUCCUUAUUUCGUCGCUGCGCAAAACGGUCUAACCUCCGCCCUAUGCACAAGCCUACUCGUCAACGGAUUCGUGGGAUUCCAGCUCUACGAGGACGGCACAGCGCUCUCGGUCUGGCUCCUCCGUCUAACUUCCACAGCGAUGUUCGCCAUCUCAUUCGUCAUCUCCCUCCUGACGUUCAAGUCAUGGGGCGGGCUCAGUCCCACCAACACCAUCGGCAUGUUUGUAGUACUAUACCUCCUCAACGCGAUCUGUAUAGCAGUCUACCUCAUCAUGCAACUCCUAUUGGUCAUGAACACGCUCGAAGACCGCUGGCCUCUCGGUCAUAUCGCCUUCGGCCUCCUGGUCUUCAUCUGCGGUCAGGUGCUCCUCUACGCGUUCAGUGACACCAUCUGCGAGAAUGUCCAACACUACUUGGACGGUUUGUUCUUUACGACCAUCUGUAAUCUGUUAGCGGUCAUGAUGGUUUACAAGUUCUGGGAUUACAUUACGAAGGAAGACCUCGAAUUCUCCGUCGGUAUCAAACCCAAUACAUGGGAGGUUAAGGAGUUUCUUCCGGAAGAAGAUCGUCGCGCAACAGUCUACCAGGACACAAAUUCGGAGUAUGCCGGAAGCAUGUAUCGCCGAGCGUCCGCUUAUAACAGUCACAAUUAUUAA
Messenger RNA from Aspergillus nomiae NRRL 13137, 1314 nucleotides. RefSeq names its product chitin synthase export chaperone. The transcript is spliced from 3 exons. The annotation marks the transcript as partial. Lineage: Eukaryota; Fungi; Ascomycota; Eurotiomycetes; Eurotiales; Aspergillaceae. The record is from RefSeq and is a predicted model, not a curated record. Gene Ontology annotation, cellular component: endoplasmic reticulum membrane. Gene Ontology annotation, biological process: protein folding.